AUGCCUGGUCUAUACUGCCCCUCCAGCUGGACGCCGCUGCCCCUCACUGACUCCUGGGUCCGGGCCUGUGCCAACGGGCCCUGCCUCAGCCUGCGGGCCCGGCUCACCUACCACAACCCACAAUCGCAGCCGGUGGACGGCGUCUUCGUGUACCCGCUGGCGGAGACCGAGGUGGUAUCGGGCUUCGAGGCCGAAGCGGCGGGUCGGCGAGUGUCCUUCCAGCUACGGAGCCGGCGCCGCUCUCAGGCGGCCUGCUGCCGCGCGCUGGGCCGGGGGUUGGGGGCCGCCACUCCUCGCCGCUGUGCGCAGGGUCAUCUUGUGUUGGAUCUGGCCCAGGCCCGGUCCACUCUGGUGCUGCCCACAGGCCUCAUCGCUGCGGCUGGCACCAUGACAGUGACCCUACGCAGCAGCCGGGAGCUGCCCUCAAGGCCUGACGGGGUGCUGCGUGUGGCCCUGCCCUCUGUGCUCACCCCGCUGGCCCCUCCAGGCUUGCCAGGGCCCCCCAGGUCUCCCGGGCUCUGUGACGACAGUCCCACCAGCUGCUUCGGGGUAGGUAGCCCUCAGGAGGACAGGCUGGCCUGGGAGCAGUCGGUUGCCCCUCAAGACGUGUUCUCUGGCCCAGCCCGCUGCCCUGCCCCAUACACCUUCUCCUUUGAGAUGCUGGUGACUGGGCCAUGCCUGCUGGCAGGCCUGGAGAGUCCCUCUCAUGCCCUGAGGGUGGAUGCCUCCCCUAACGCCAGCUCUGCCACCACUGUCUGUGUCACUCUGGCAGAAGGCCACUGCUGUGACCGGACCCUGGAGAUCCUGCUCCACCCCAGUGAACCCCACCAGCCUCACCUGAUGCUGGAGGCAGGCAGCCUGAGCUAUGCAGAGUAUGAAGCUCGCAUGAGGGCCCGUCGGGACUUCCAGCGGCUACAGCGAAGGGACAGUGAUGGGGACCGGCAGGUAUGGUUCCUGCAGCGACGCUUCCACAAGGACAUCCUGCUGAACCCAGUGCUGAUGCUGAGCUUCUGCCCAGACCUGAGCUCCAAGCCUGGACACAUGGGCACGGCAACGCGGGAGCUCCUCUUCUUGUUGGAUGGCAGCAGCGCCGCAUACAAGGAUGCCAUUGUUUUGGCGGUGAAGUCUCUUCCGCCUCAGACGCUCAUCAACUUGGCCACAUUUGGCAUGUCCGUGCAGCCUCUCUUCCCAGAGAGCCGACCUUGCAGUGAUGACACUGUGCAGCUGAUCUGUGAGAGCAUUGAGGGCCUGCAGGCUAUGGACAGAUCCCCAGACAUGCUGGCUGUGCUGGACUGGGCCAUGGGGCAGCCCCAACAGAGGGGCCACCCUCGGCAGCUGUUCCUGCUCACAGGGGCCUCUGCCUCAGCUGCCACUACCCAUCAAACCCUGGAGUUCAUACGCUGGCACAGGGGGACAGCCAGGUGCUUCUCCUUUGGGCUGGGCUCCACCUGCUACCAGCUGCUCCAGGGUUUGUCUACACUCAGCCGAGGCCAGGCCUACUUCCUGAGCCCUGGAGAGAGGCUGCAGCCCAUGCUGGUGCAGGCUUUGCGGAAGGCCCUGGAGCCUGCUUUGAGUGACAUCUCUGUGGACUGGUUUGUGCCUGAUGCUGUGGAGGCGCUACUGACACCCCGGGAAAUCCCAGCACUCUACCCUGGGGACCGACUGCUCGGUUACUGCUCACUUUUCAGGGUGGAUGGCUUCCGACCCCACCCGCCUGGGGGCCAAGAGCCCGGCUGGCAGAGCUUGGGUGGCUCCGUGUUCCCAUCCCCAGAGGAGAUGCCAUCUGCCACCAGCCCUGGCACUGAGCCCACUGGCACUACAGAACCACUGGGAACAGGCAAUGUGUCAGCAGAGCCGUCCAGCCCAUGGGCUGCUGGGGACUCCGAGCAGAGUACUGAUGCUCUGACAGACCCAGCCACAGACCCGGAACCCAACCCAUCCUCUGAUACAGCCAUAUGGCGCCGCAUCUUCCAGUCCUCAUACAUCCGGGAGCAGUAUGUGCUCACCCACUGCUCUGCCAGCCCUGAGCCAGGCCUGGGCUCCACUGGUAGCAGCGAGCCCCCCGGCUCCCAGGGGCCUAGCUCCCCAGAGGGAAGUGUUCCUCCAGAUCCCCCUUCUCAGCAGGGUUGCCGCAGCCUGGCCUGGGUAGAACCUGCAGGUACCCGUUCCUGCCCCCUACCUGCACCCCCAGCAGCUUCACUCAAGUCUGGAGCCUUGAGUGCUGAGGCACUAGGCCAUCAGCGCAGAGCAGUUCUGACAGGCCGAAGCCUCUCAUCUCCCCCAGGCCAGGCCAACCCAGCCCCUGGCCUGUCCUGGCACCCCUCUCUGGGUACAGCAUCAGAUGGGCCAGGCCCUGAGGCAGGGCAGCAGCUGGGACAGGGCCUGGAUGAUUCAGGAAACCUCCUCUCUCCAGCCCCUAUGGACUGGGACAUGUUGAUGGAACCACCUUUCUUGUUCACGGCUAUGCCUCCCAAUGGGGAGUUGGUCCCUCCAGUAGUGCCAGGGUCUCCCCAGACUCCACGCUGCCAUGUGGUGAUCCGGGGUCUAUGCAAUGAGCAGCCUAUGUGCUGGGAGGUAGAUGUGGGGCUGGAGGCAUUGUGGGGUUCUGGGGAUAGAUCACAGCCUUCUUCAUCCUCUGAAAGAGAAACUGCUUGGGACCAAGCACUCCACCGGAUGACAGCAGCCUCUGUGAUACAGGACAAUGAGCAACUGGCUUUCCGAGGAGGGAUUGAAAUUACAGCUGACCGCGGCUCUGCCAGGAGGUCGUGGCUCCGAGCCCUUCAGACAAGCAAAGUCAGCUCUGCCCUGUCCUGCUUUACCUGCCCUGUAGCUGUGGAUGCUACCACAAGGGAAGUCUUGCCUGGAGCCCUGCAGGUGUGCAGUUCAGAGCCAGCCCAGCUCCCAGUCACCCCUCCUGCUUCUCAGGGCUCUCGAGAUGCAGCUCCUCUGCCCAAAGUUGCCCACUCCAAAGGAUUUCAGGCAGUCUCUUGGACCGGUGCCUGGGAUCUAGACAAAAGUGCUGACUCCAAAUCCGAGGUGGGUGACCCUGCAACCCCCAUUGUUGGUCCUCACUGCCCGCGCCCCCAGCCUCCCUCUAGGCUCAACCUGGGCCGGCGGAAGGCCAAGGGUUUCAACAGUCUCAGACUCUGUAGCCCAGACAAGGGCCACGCAGGGGACGCCAACCCCGAAGGCAGCGACCAUGACUACCUGCCCCUGGUGCGGCUGCAGGAGGCUGUUGGCUCCUUCCGCCUGGACGGGCCCUUUUUUGCAGCAGUGCGCAUCCCAAAAGAGCGCCUGUGCCGCGCCUCCCCUUUCGCAGUGCACCGUGCUAGCCUCAGCCCCACCUCGGCCUUGUCUCCCUGGGCCCUUCUGGGUCCUGGCGUUGGUCAGGGCGACAGUGCCACAGCUUCCUGUAGCCCUUCCCCCAGCUCGGGUUCCGAGGGCCCAGGCCAAGUAGACAGCGGACGGGGCUCAGACACAGAGGCCUCAGAGGGGGCGGAAGGGCCGGGCCGCGCCGAUCUGCGAGAUCGGAGCUGGGCCACCGCUGUGGCCCUUGCAUGGCUGGAGCACCGCUGCGCGGCCGCCUUCAAUGAGUGGGAGCUGACUGCGGCCAAGGCGGAUUGCUGGCUUCGGGCCCAGCACCUGCCUGAUGGCCUCGACCUGCCAGCCCUCAAGGCGGCAGCCCGUGGGCUCUUCCUGCUGCUUCGCCACUGGGACCAGAACCUACGGCUGCACUUGCUUUGCUACAACCCGUCCAACGUAUGA
This is a messenger RNA of Chrysochloris asiatica (Cape golden mole), 3765 nucleotides long. It is a transcript of the gene VWA5B2, whose product is annotated as von Willebrand factor A domain containing 5B2. The coding region runs from base 1 to 3765 and encodes 1254 amino acids. Lineage: Eukaryota; Metazoa; Chordata; Mammalia; Afrosoricida; Chrysochloridae. The transcript has 19 exons. The record is from RefSeq and is a predicted model, not a curated record.